ACUCGUACGGUCAACAUAACUAACUAGUCAUCCAAACUCAAUUCAGGUAAUGGCUUCAGGGACGCGACCACCUCUCUCAUGUCAUCAGCAUCACAAACUCGCCAUUCAUCAGCUAAGCACUUCGACUUACAACAGCAACCCCUUCCCUUCAUUGAUCAUUCCAAAAUCAUCCAUUUCUCUCCCAACAACACACGAAAGGAAACAUCCUUCAUACGCCAAAACACGCGAGGCUCGCGAGCCUCAUCUCCAACGCCUACACAAUCUCUGCGACUCUGGGAACCUAAAUGACGCCCUCAACUUGGUUAACUCUCAGUUCCAAAACGGCGUCGUUUCCUCUCCAGACAAUACAAAAGACGCUAUCGGGGUCUUACUACAAGCAUGUGGGCUCCACAAAGACAUCGAGGUUGGGCGAAAACUUCACGCUAUGGUCUCUGCGUCCCUUUGGUUCCAUAACGACGUCGUUCUCAACACCCGCAUUAUCUCCAUGUACUCCAUGUGUGGCUUCCCCUCCGAGUCUCGCUCUGUCUUCGACGCCGUCAAGCAAAAGAACCUGUUUCUUUACAACGCGCUUCUCAGCGGCUACGCCAGAAACGAGCUUUUCCGCGACGCGAUUUCGCUGUUCCUUCAACUGCUUUCCACGACGGAGCUCUUGCCGGAUAAUUUCACGUUGCCCUGCGUGAUCAAGGCGUGUUCGGGGCUCCUCGACGUGGAACUCGGGGAAACGAUUCACGCGCUCGCCUUGAAGCUUCGUGUUUUCUCGGACUCGUUUGUGGGAAACGCGUUGAUUGCCAUGUAUGGGAAAUGCGGGUUUGUGGAGAGUGCUGUUAAGGUGUUCGAAACUAUGCCGCAGAGAAACUUGGUCUCGUGGAACUCGUUGAUGUAUGUGUAUUCGGAGAACGCGGUUUUUGGAGGGUGUUAUGGUCUUUUUAUGGGGAUGUUGAAUGAAGGAGAAGGUUUAGUACCUGAUGCUGCUACAAUUGUGACAGUGAUUCCUGUGUGUGCUGCACAAGGGGAAGUGAAAUUGGGAAUGGCUCUUCAUUGUUUAGCUUUGAAAUUGGGCCUUAGUGAGGAAAUGAUGGUAAAGAAUUCCAUCGUGGAUAUGUAUUUGAAAUGCGGUUAUUUACCUGAGGCGCGGGUUUUGUUUGAUGGGAAUAGUGAGAAGAAUGUUGUUUCUUGGAAUACUGUGAUUGGGGGAUACGCUAAGGAAGGAGAUUGUCGUGGCGUGUUUGAGCUGCUGCGAGAGAUGCAGAGGGAACAGAAGGUGAAGGUGAAUGAGGUUACACUGUUAAAUGUUCUUCCAACUUGUUUUGAAGAGCUUCACCUUCUGAGAAUGAAGGAACUUCACAGUUAUUCUCUUAGGCAUGGAUUUCAGAAUGAUGUGUUGCUGGCCAAUGCUUUUGUUGCUGCGUAUGCGAAGUGUGGUUCACUGGAUUGUGCUGAGCGUGUUUUCCUUGGUAUGGAGGCCAAAACAGUGAGCUCUUGGAACGCACUCAUCAGUGCCCAUGUGCAAAAUGGUUUUCCCAGAAGGGCCUUGGACUUGUUCCUUGUGAUGACAGAUUCUGGCUUGGCUCCUGAUUGGUUUACAAUUGGUAGCCUUCUUUUGGCUUGUGCGCGCCUGAAAUUCAUAUGCUGUGGCAAAGAGAUUCAUGGUUUUAUGUUGCGUAAUGGCUUAGAAUUGGAUGAAUUUAUGGGGAUAUCAUUAUUGUCAUUUUAUAUUCAGUGUGACAAAAUAUUACCCGCGAAAUUAAUUUUUGAUAAGAUGGAAAACAAAAGUUUGGUGUGUUGGAAUACAAUGAUUACUGGCUUUUCACAGAAUGAACUUCCUCGUGAAACCCUUGAAACUUUUCGUCAAAUGCUUUCCUGUGGAGUUCAGCCUCAAGAUAUUGCCAUAAUGGGUAUUCUCGGGGCUUGUUCACAGGUGUCAGCAUUGCGGCUGGGGAAAGAAGUUCACGCCUUUGCACUUAGAGGUCAUCUCACUGCAGACACCUUUGUUACUUGUGCAUUAAUAGACAUGUAUGCUAAAUGCGGAUGCAUGGAACAAUCUCAAAACAUUUUUGACAGGGUAAGUGAGCAAGAUGAAGCAGUAUGGAAUGUUAUAAUUGCAGGAUACGGGAUUCAUGGUUAUGGACAGAAGGCUAUUGAGCUGUUCGAACUAAUGCAAAACAAAGGCUGCAAACCGGAUUCUUUUACAUUUAUAGGAGUGCUCAUGGCCUGUAACCAUGCUGGCUUAGUAACAGAAGGGUUAAAUUAUCUUGAUCAGAUGCAGAGUUUGUAUGGUGUAAAGCCAAGAUUAGAGCAUUAUGCAUGUGUGGUGGAUAUGCUUGGUCGUGCUGGACAACUGAAUGAAGCUUUGAAGCUUGUAAAUGAGAUGCCGGAUGAACCAGAUUCAGGGAUAUGGAGUUCAUUGCUCAGUUCCUGUAGGAAUUAUAGGGAUUUGGAUAUUGGAGAGGAAGUUUCCAAAAAGUUAUUAGAGUUGGAACCUCAUAAAGCUGAGAAUUAUGUAUUGCUAUCAAAUUUAUAUGCUGGAUUAGGAAAAUGGGAUGAGGUGAGAAAGGUACGACAGAGGAUGAAGGAGAUUGGCCUUCAUAAAGAUGCAGGGUGCAGUUGGAUUGAAAUAGGAGGAAAGGUUUAUAGAUUUCUAGUCGGUGACAGGUCACUUUUGGAAUUCAAAAAAAUUCAGCAGACUUGGAUUAAGUUGGAGAAAAAAAUAAGUAAAAUUGGAUAUAAACCAGACACAAGUUGCGUGCUUCAUGAUUUGGAAGAAGAGGAUAAGAUUAAGACACUGAGGAAUCAUAGCGAGAAGAUUGCAAUUUCUUUUGGUUUAUUAAAUACGACUAAAGGUACAACAUUAAGGGUUUGCAAAAAUCUUCGCAUAUGUGUAGACUGUCACAAUGCGAUGAAAUUAGUAUCGAAGGUUGUUGAAAGGGAUAUUCUUGUGAGGGACAACAAGCGCUUUCACCAUUUUAAAAGUGGAUUAUGUAUCUGUGGAGAUUACUGGUAGUUAGGGACUCUUAGUUUAUAGUGAUUAUAUUGCAUGAUUGAAGGACUUCAUUGAGGACCAAUGGAGUUCUGGAGAACUGCUACUGCUUAUAUUCCACAUUACUCAGUAGGUGCAGAGUCAAUUCUAUUCGAAUUUCAGGUUUAGUCUACCCAAAGACAAGACAAUCUCUGCAUAAUUUCUGACAAGAAAUGAGCAAUGCAGAUUAUAUUCCUAGUCUCUGACUUGUAAAGUAAUAUUUUUCAAUGUAAAUGAAAUAUAAUGUGAAAUAUAUUUUGAAGAGGAUUUCCUGGGAUAAAAAUUUAAACACAAUUUCAAAUGCAAAGACAUAGCUUACUACAAUUUAAAAUCCGAUAUGGAGUACAUUUUGUAUUUGUAAUAAAAGAGAAGUACAUAUUCGGAGGAAGGACGUGAAGUUAGAAUGUUUCCUUUCGAAGUGACUAGACAUUCAGGAUCUGUUGCAAAUUUUAGAUACUUUGUAAAGAUACAGUGGAAUGGAACUAAUCAUACCAAAACAGAUUUUAUUCUCACAUAUGUUUAUUUGGACAAUUCAAACUAAGCCACUCCACAGGCAACACAACUCUUAAGGCUCUGGUAUACCUAGAGGAGGGUCAUUUUGAAUACCCAGAUAUGCCAUUGC
This is a messenger RNA of Abrus precatorius (Indian licorice), 3638 nucleotides long. RefSeq names its product pentatricopeptide repeat-containing protein At1g18485. Gene Ontology annotation, molecular function: zinc ion binding; RNA binding; protein binding. NCBI's taxonomy places the organism in Eukaryota, Viridiplantae, Streptophyta, Magnoliopsida, Fabales, Fabaceae. The record is from RefSeq and is a predicted model, not a curated record. Gene Ontology annotation, biological process: RNA modification. The transcript has a single exon. The coding region runs from base 50 to 3001 and encodes 983 amino acids.